AUGUCGAUCCUCCUCUCCAUUGGCCUCAUCCACUGUGAGGCUGACCAUGGUGUCUUCUUUGCAUACUGGUCCUCUCUGCCUGACCCCUGCAUCACCCUACCUGCUGAUGGUUCACCACUCUACCUGGUGGUUCCUGUCCAUGUCAAUGACAGCCUGGGUGUCACGAACUCAGUACCUCUUUACAAAUGGUUCAUUACUCGCCUCCAGGAACACAUUUGCAUCAAGGACCUUGGCCCCUGCUCCCGUUUCCUGAGUGUGUCCAUCAUCUAUGACUGCCCAUCCUGUCGCCUCUGGUUCUCCUCUCACCUCUAUAUUGGUGAACUACUGGAAGAUUGGAACCUUGCCACAUGCAAGCCAUUGCCGACACCCCUGCCAUCCAGCUCAUAUGAUGCCUCUUCCCAUCUCGGAGUGAAAGUGGUACCAGCCCAGUGUGGCGCUCUUCCCCAGCAGCAUCUGGACACCAUUAAACAAGAUUACCAGCACCUUGUUGGCUGUCUUCUUUAUCUCACUGUCACUACCCAUCCUGACAUUGCCUUUGCUGCUAUGUGGCUUGGUCAGUUCUCUUCUGACCCUACCUGCGACCACCUGGUAAUGGCGAAACACACCCUACGUUAUCUUGCUGGCACCAAGGACCUCGCUCUCUGCUUUGGUGCACCCUCCUCCUCGGUCCCAGAAUCCCUGCGUGGUUUUCUACAGAACGUGGGAUGUUUGGAUGCAGAUUGGGCUUCUAAUGAUGACCGUAGGAGCAUUUCAGGUUACUGCUUCUAUUUUGAGGGCUCCCUGGUCUCUUGGUCCACUGUCAAGCAGAAGUCCAUUGCCCUUUCCUCCACUGAGGCAGAGUAUUAUGCAAUGACACACACCUUCCACGAAGCCAUCUGGCUCUGUCUCCUUUUAUCCAUCUUGAACUUUCCUGUCCCACAUCCUUUCCCUAUCCUAUCCGACAACCAAGCUGCUCUGAAACUUGCCUCCUCCCUCUCGAUUUCUUCUUGCUCAAAACACAUCGACAUCCGUCAUCAUUUUAUUCGUUCCCACCUUUCCAACAGUUCCUUUUCUGCUUCUUGGAUACCUACUGCAGAUAUGCCUGCUGAUAUUUUUAUUAAGUCUCUUCCCUUUUCUACUUUUUCCCGUCAUUGUGACAUUUUAGGCUUAGUGAUACCCCCUACUCUUUGA
Cyclocybe aegerita is the source of this 1170-nucleotide messenger RNA. Lineage: Eukaryota; Fungi; Basidiomycota; Agaricomycetes; Agaricales; Hemipholiotaceae. The record is from the annotation of a GenBank genome assembly.